AUGAUGAACUCGAGACACUAUAGAGAGCGUUUGAUAGACGAAGUGAAAAAGUACCCGGUGCUGUACGACACGCAGCAUGAGAACCACCGCGACAUCGACGUGCGCGAUCGCUGCUGGCUGGAGAUCUCCGACCGGCUGGGCGCUAACAGUGAGGUGCUGAAGCGCGAGUGGAAGAUUUUGCGUGACUCCAUGCGCCAGGCUUUAAAGCGCAGUAAGACGGGCGCCACCACUAAAUCAGGGUUGCCAUGCAAGAAGUGGCGCUUCCAAAGUCGCAUGGCCUUCGUGUUGCCGUACAUGACAAUCAGGCGAAACCAACGGUCAGUGAAGAGCAAUAUCAAGGUGGACGACAUGGAAGCGGGGUCAGAGCACGAGCGCGAGGCUGAGGCGUGGGAGCCGAGUCCUCAGGCCGACAGUGACCACGACUCUCUGGAUCUGUUUUUCGCAAGUGUCUGCCAAAGUACCAAACGGUUACCAAGAAAACUUCAAUCUUCAGUAAAAAGACAAGUUCUGGAUGCACUUCUCAGAGUUGAAGAAGAGUGGGAGGUGGAACAAGCAGAGUCUAAGACUGAAGUAAACAAAAACUUCUGA
Molecule: messenger RNA, 588 nt
Organism: Spodoptera littoralis (African cotton leafworm)
Lineage: Eukaryota; Metazoa; Arthropoda; Insecta; Lepidoptera; Noctuidae
Source: the annotation of a GenBank genome assembly